AUGUGGUGGCCUAUAGCUGGUAGGAAUAUUGCAAGAUCGGUAGUACAUGAUUGUGUAAUCUGCAAACGAUUGAGAGGCAAAACUCUGGCUCCUCUGAUGGGAAAUUUACCUGAGGAGCGCAUAACUCCUAGUUUUCCAUUUAUGCGUUGUGGAGUCGACUAUGCGGGUCCAAUGUUCAUACUCAAUCGCAAGGGUAGAGGAUCCAGGGUAACAAAAUGUUACAUAUGUUUAUUCGUCUGUUUGGUCACGCGCGCUAUGCACCUGGAACUAGUCACUGAUCUCUCAACAGAUGCAUAUUUGUUAGCCUUAAAGAGAUUUAUUUCUCGCCGUGGAAAACCUAAUGAAAUCUUUUCGGACAACGGCAAGAAUUUUGUUGGUCUAGCAAAUGAAUUUACAAGGUUUUUAUCAAAUUGUUCAUCUGAAAUAAUUGAAUUUGCCACUAAUCAAAACAUUAAAUUCACUUUUAUACCUCCUUAUGCGCCUCAUUUUGGUGGUUUGUGGGAGGCUGGUGUUAAAUCCUGCAAGUAUCACUUGCGUCGCGUGAUAGGGAACUCGCACAUGACAUAUGAGGAGUUUGGCACAGUACUGACUCAAGUAGAGGCUGUCCUAAACUCUCGUCCCCUAAGUCCUAUGUCCUCAGAUCCGCAAGACUAUAACCCAUUAACUCCAUCUCACUUCCUGGUUGGUCGUCCGCUCACUGCGCCUGCCACCGAUGACCUGAAAGACGCACCUGCUCAUCGGCUCUCACGCUAUCAACGAGUGGAGCAAAUUCGCCAGCACUUUUGGGAUCGAUGGGCCAAGGAGUACAUAUCCGAACUUCAGACGAGAUCGAAAUGGAGGAACAACACAAACGAGCUUCAACCUGGGACAUUGGUUGUCAUCAAGGAGGACAAGCAGCCACCUCUCAAAUGGAGCCUUGGACGCGUUGUGAGGUCCAUUCCCGGGAAGGAUGGCGUAAGCAGAGUUGCUGACAUCCAGACGUCUUCAGGAAUCGUUCGACGCGCCUUCGUGAAGAUUUGUCCUCUAGUGGACUGUUAG
Molecule: messenger RNA, 1038 nt
Organism: Ostrinia furnacalis (Asian corn borer)
Lineage: Eukaryota; Metazoa; Arthropoda; Insecta; Lepidoptera; Crambidae
Exons: 1
Coding region: 1-1038 (345 amino acids)
Biological process (GO): DNA integration
Molecular function (GO): nucleic acid binding
Source: RefSeq, a predicted model, not a curated record